ACUGUCUGCAUAUUUGUCUCAGCAGUUUCAGAAGUGUGAGACCAAAAAUGAAGCUGAGUUUGUUCUUGUUCACUCUUGUUGGUCCUUGUUGGUGCUUCAUGACAAACCAGCUUUUCCAGUAUCACGUCAUCGAUGAGGAGAAGAGUUGGGAUGAAGCUCAGGAAUACUGCAGAGAGAAACACACUGAUCUGGCUACAGUGAGGAGCAUGGCGGACAUGGACAGAAUCAUUCCUGAUUUAGGAAACAAGAAGGCCUGGAUAGGUCUGUACAGAGACGCUGGAGGCAGCAGAAUGUGGAAAUGGUCUCAGCCUGAAGUGCAGUUCAAUGAAAGCCAGAAGAAUGGAUGGAAUGAAAAUGAACCAAAUGAUUCAGGUACAGAGAACUGUGGGACUAUAUGGACCAACCGAAAGUGGGCAGACCUGUCCUGUAAUGAAAAAAGACCUUUUGUCUGCUAUGAUGAAAGAAACUCAUCUCACGCCAUUUAUGCUAAAGAGGAAAGGAACUGGACUGAUGCUCAAAACUUCUGCAGAAGCUAUCACACAGACCUGCUUAGUGGAGCAGAGCAGAUAAAAAAUCUGAAUGGGGUGAAGAAAGAGCAGUUAUUCCCAAAUGGCUCCAAACAUGAUUUAGUUUUCUUUGGCUUGUUUAGAGACGCCUGGCAGUGGUCUGAUGGGAACAACUCUUCCUUCCGAUUCUGGAAUCUGAACUAUGAUGAUGAGAAAAACGUCAGCAGUUGUGUCAUGCUGAAUGAGAAAGGAAGGUGGAAUUCUGAGAAAUGUACUGAAACUCAUCACUUCGUCUGCCAUGACGAUCAUGUGAUCCUGAUCAAUGAGAGCAGGACCUGGGAGGAGGCCUUAUACUACUGCAGACAUCACUACAAUGACCUGAUCACCAUCACCAACCUGGAGGAACAGAGAUGGGUUCAGGAGAAAACCAAGAAUGCUACAACUCCUUAUGUGUGGACGGGACUGCGCUACACCUGCACUCUGGGGUUCUGGUUCUGGGUCAGUGAUGAGGUGGUCCGCUACAAGAACUGGGCCUCACCUGAACAGGUGAAUGAGUGUGACAAGUCAGGAGCCAUGGAGACAGGAGGAGAACACAAGUGGGUCAAGAAACAUGAUGAGGAGAAGCUCAACUUUUUCUGUUCCACACCUUAAAACUGGCGUAAGAAGUUUGUUUUCUCAACAUGUUAGACAUUUUUUUGUUAAAAGCUGAGUGUUUUGGUUUAAAUUCUUCAUUCUACAAAAAAAUGUAAAGCUCUUGAGUUUUUUUGUUUUCUAGAUAGUUUACAGGAGAACAUCAUUUUCCUCAUUCUCAUCCACCUUAAGGUUUUGUCAGCAUUUUUCCAUCUUUUAUUCAUUUAAAACACUUAUUUUCUCUCUUUUAAUAUAAAAAACUCCAUUAUGUUAUUGCACAAAAAUGGUUAACUUGAACUUGUGUCAGUGCGCUCGAAGUAGACUGUAGUUUUUAAUUAAUAGGGGUGUAAAUGAGUACAUUUUAACAAUGAUUUGAUUCAAUAUUUGUGUUUGAUGGACAAACUUUGUUGUAACGCAUUUUAUUGUUUUUUUUCAGUACACACACACAAACCCAUAAAUCUGAAAAACCCUGUGCUAACUACCAACUGCUGUAAGUUACUCUGUUCCUCAUUCAAUAAAAGGAAAAACCUAAGUCCCCCUCCAAGCAUCUUCAUUGUCUGACUGGAAUCACAGUCCUUGAUCUGACGGCUCAACCAGCAAUCCCCUAGCGAGGCUCGAGUAUGGUGGGGAUGAA
This is a messenger RNA of Oryzias melastigma (Indian medaka), 1770 nucleotides long. Its product is annotated as C-type mannose receptor 2-like. Lineage: Eukaryota; Metazoa; Chordata; Actinopteri; Beloniformes; Adrianichthyidae. The transcript has 4 exons. The record is from RefSeq and is a predicted model, not a curated record. Bases 48 to 1157 code for a protein of 369 amino acids.